AUGCCCGGUGCCUCCGCUGACGUACAGAGCGUGGUGGUGGACGUUGGCACUCGCAACACUCGCGUCGGCUUCAGUGGGGAGGAGGCACCCCGUACAAUACUCCGCAGCUGCGUAGGGCUCCCUUGCACGAAGCGACCGCGCCCAACGCUCCUCCAGCACCCAUUUGACAUUGUAGCCGGUGAUGCAGCCUACCAGGACGGCGGCCUGCUGGCGCUCACGUUUCCCGUGAGGACGGGUCACGUGCAUGACUACGAUGCACUCGAGAAGCUUCUGUUCUAUGCACUUGUGGAGGAGGCCCGCGUCCCACCCGAUGCAUCGCCGUUUCUCUUUCUUGAGCCUGCUGAUCACUCACGACUUGACCGAGAGCGCCUCUGCGAGCUGCUGUUCGAAUCCUUCAACAUUCCUCUCGCAGGGUUGCUGACGAACACGGCGGCCACGCUCUACUCGAGUGGGCGCACGAGCGGCUUGGCGCUUGACAGCGGCGCCGGCCGCACCUGCGUUGCCGCAGUAGAGGAGGGUUACACCUUAGCACACUCGGUGAGGUCGUCCUCGAUUGCUGGCGAGGCGCUGACCGACGAGCUGUUCGCCGCGCUGCGAGCAGAUGGGUACCCGCUCUCCACCGCCGCCGACCGCGACAUUGUGGAAGCUGCGAAGGAAGCGCUGUGUCGUGUCUCCGCCGACGCGAAGGACGAGGAAGCCCGGCAGGUUGGCACGCACGACCACCCAGACCCCGCUGAUGGGUUCGUCCUGCCCGAUCAAGAGCGUCUUUUCUUGCUCGAGCACGCCUACAAAGUUCCUGAGGCGCUGUUCGACGACACGUACCUCACCUACACCACCGACACCUCGGCAGGGAUACCCACCACCCCAACAGGGUACUCGCAGAGCAACCAUGUAGUGAAGAAGACGUUAGGUGGGUGGGUAGGCAUGCUACGCGAUGCCGCCGCCACCGCCCCGCGGUUCCUUGAGCAAACCCUUUACGAGAACGUCGUUCUUGGCGGCGGCAAUACGCUUUUCCGUGGCACGGAGCAGCGCCUCCAGCGAGAGAUUGCCGCCGUCGCGCCUACAGGGGCGCAGGCCACCUGCGUCGCGUUCCCAGAACGUGGGGCGGCGGCGUGGGUGGGGGCGUCUAUCUGGGGCUGCAGCAGCGUCUUUCCUGACACGUGCCUCGCCAAGGCCACGUACGACGAGCAGGGGAGCAGCGUGGUGCAUCUUUACACACAGUAG
Leishmania braziliensis MHOM/BR/75/M2904 is the source of this 1224-nucleotide messenger RNA. RefSeq names its product putative actin-like protein. The record is from RefSeq and is a predicted model, not a curated record. The transcript has a single exon. NCBI's taxonomy places the organism in Eukaryota, Euglenozoa, Kinetoplastea, Trypanosomatida, Trypanosomatidae. The coding region runs from base 1 to 1224 and encodes 407 amino acids.